Molecule: messenger RNA, 1047 nt
Organism: Acanthosepion pharaonis
Lineage: Eukaryota; Metazoa; Mollusca; Cephalopoda; Sepiida; Sepiidae
Source: the annotation of a GenBank genome assembly
AUGACACAGGCAAAGAAACUGACCUCACAACACACAGACACCGCCGCCCCACUCUCUCUCUCUCUCUCUCUCUCUCUCUCUCCUUUUUUACUUAUUCUGUUUUUUCGCUCUCUUCUAUUCAUCAUCUUUGUUUCACUCUUCCUUUUUGUUGCUCUCUCUUUUCCCCCUCUUUUUACUACCUCUCUAAUUUCCUAUUCAACUUUUUCUCACCCUGAAAUUCUUUCAACACGCUAUUUUCUGCUCCCUCCCUAUGCAUCUCUCUCUCUCUCUCUCUCUCCCUCUCUGUCUUCUCUCCCUUUUCCUCUCUCUCUCUCUCUCUCUCUCUCUCUCUCUCUCUCUCUGCUAGAAAGACACACGAAGAAAAUAAAUAAGCACUUUCUUUUAUUCUUUUAUUCUGCUCCCUGUUAUUUUCUUUCUAUAUUAUUGUCGUGGUUGCUGCUGCUAUUUUUAUUAAUUUUUUUUAAAAUUUUCCUCUUUUCUUUUUUCUUUUCUUCUUCAUUUCUCUUUUUCUUUCUUUUCGCAUUUAUAAAUCUUUUUUUCUUUUAUCUUUCUUUUUUAUUUCUUUUCUACUUUUCUCUUUCUACCUUUUCAUUCUGUAUUUUAUUCUUUUCUCUAUCUCUUCCUUUUUUUCUUUCUUUUCUCUUUUUCAUUAUUUUCAUUUCUACUUUUUCUUUUCUGUUUCAAUUUCUUUUUUUCCUCUUUCUUUUUUUCCUCAUUCUUUUUUACCUUCUUUUCUUCUUUUUCUCUUUUUUCUUUCUUUCUGUCCUUCAUUUUUACCAUAUUUAUGCUUUUCCCAUUCUAAUCAACUCUGCUAAGUACCAGCCUGGGGUACUCUGUAUUAAAGAAACUAAACUGCCUCUUUCUUUUCAAUCCACAAAAAAACUUGUUGCGCAGCCAAAUCUCCCUUUCUAUCCUCACCUUUUUUUUUGUCCUCUUUCUUUUUCCCGUUCUUUUCAUUUUUUCCCAUCUAUUACAUCUCCUACUCCCUCUUCUUCUUAUACCUCCUCCUCCCGCUCUUCAAACCCAUCAGACAACAAUUACUCAUGA